Symbiodinium sp. CCMP2456 is the source of this 2151-nucleotide messenger RNA. The record is from the annotation of a GenBank genome assembly. Lineage: Eukaryota; Dinophyceae; Suessiales; Symbiodiniaceae.
AUGGCCGUCACUGUCGAGGUGGUGGCAGUCAGCGGCAAAAUUCUGUUCGCUGGCUCGUUGCCGGGAUGCUUUACCGUGAGGGAGCUCAAAGCGAAGUUGGGACAAGUCGAGGAGCAGCGGCUGCUUCACGGGGCGCGGGCUCCGGAUGAUGCCGAGCUACUGCAAGAAUUGGCAUCCGAUGAGGCUCUUCGUCUGGUUUGUGUUCGAACUCUUCGGCGUCUAGCUGUCAGCGGCGGAAGUGACCGAGGGCUCCGCCUUUGGGAUUUGGACCGUGGUCAGGCUGAUUGCGACUUGGUGGGGCACACGUCCGCUAUCCUGUGCAUAUCGGUGCAUUGGCCUUCGCAGAGGGCACUCACUGGCAGCAGGGACCGCUCCGUACAGCUGUGGCGAUUGUCUGGCGAGUGCUUGCUAGAGAUGCGCGGGCAUCUGGAUGCGGUCCAGUGCCUGUCGGCAGACUGGGAGACAAAUGUUGCUUUGUCGGCGAGCCUGGAUCAAACGCUCGUGUUUUGGGAUCUGGACACUGGCGAGAUCUUGCAGGAAUUGAUGGACCAUGCAAGCCCUGCUGUCAGCCUUGAUGUGGAUUGGGUCGGCCGACAGGCGCUGGCCGGUGCUAUGGACGGAUCCUUGCAGCUUUGGGACCUGCGAAGCACAGCUGCUGAACGCCGGAACAGCCACCAAGCAGAGCUGCGCUUCCUGCGAGCAAACUGGAACGACCUUCAAGCCGUGAGUGGAGAUCUCUCCGGCCGUGUCGUCUUGUGGGAUCUCGCUCCGCUUGAAGCUCUGCGGCUUUGUUCUCCCGAUGGCCCAGCCAUCACUUGCAUGUCGGUGAACCCUGACAUGCGGGAGGUCGCAGCUGGGGGCGUUGAUGGGACCCUGUACCUCUGGAGCUGCGGAGAGGCUCGGAAGCGCAAAGCGAUCCAAGCACAUAGCUCUGCCGUUUUCGUACUGGAAGUCGACUGGGCUGGGCAGAGUGCCUUGACAUCCGGUGACGAUGGCAGGCUGUGUUUUUGGAAUUUGGUUCUGGGGAGCUGCCUUCGUGUCCUCUGUGGGCAUUUAGACGCAGUGAGCUGCCUUGUAGUGAACUGGCCGUCGGCCGUGGCCAUUAGCGCUGCUGCAGAUUGCACCCUGCGACUUUGGGAUGUCGGGAGAGGCCUCUGUCUUCGCUGCCUCCCAAACCACAGAAUUACGGCUCUGGAGGUGGAUUGGGAACAGCAGCGAGUCCUUGCUGUAGGGGCAGACCCGGUGGUUCGACUUCGCGAUGUCUUCCGCCGCGGGGUUUGCGUCAAGGAGUUGCCAGAGUAUGACCGGACCGUCUUCUGCGUGGCAGUUGAUUGGGCUUCCAUGCAUGCGUUGACUGGUGGUGAUGAUUGUCAACUGAUCCUAUGGGAUCUUUGUUCAUCAGAGGUGCUGCGAAGAUUUCAAGGACAUCAUGAUGCAGUUUGCUGUGUCGAAGGCGAUUGGAAUGGCCGACGCUGCCUCAGCGGAAGCUGCGAUAGCAGCCUGUUGCUUUGGAAUCUGGAUACGGCAGAGGUACUACUACAAUUGGCAGGUCAUGAUGGCGGUGCACGCUGCAUCGGCGUGGCAUGGUCAGCACGGCAGGCGCUGACUGGUGGUGAGGACUGUGCUCUGCGGUUGUGGGAUUUGUCAACGGCUGCCAACGUUGCAGUGCUCGAAGGUCACACUGCUGCUGUUCGCGGCGUGGACCUGAUGUGGCAGACACAGCAAGCUGCCAGUGCCAGCAAGGAUGCCACCGUGCGGAUGUGGUGCUUGAGCCACGGCUUCUGCACACAGGUGCUGCCACACGACGUGACUGUCAGGUGUUUGGAAGUGGAUUGGUCUUCCAGCCAACUGCUCAGUGGCAGCUCUGACGGGCUGGUGCGCCUCUGGCAUUGGAGCUCAGAGGACGUGCAAGAGUUCGAAGGUCACACAGGAGGUGUGACGUGUUUGAGUGUCGACUGGUCGUCCGGCCUGGCAAUUACCGGAAGUGCGGACAACUCGUUGCGAAUUUGGGAUUUGAAGGCGGAGGACGAUGCUUCAGACUCCACCUUGUUCCAAGCUGGCGAGGUGCUUUGCGUUGCGAUGGGCUACGGGCCUGUGUGUCUCCAAGGCAAGUCAUCAGCAGACUGGCAUCAGGCUGCUACAGUACGUUGA